Molecule: messenger RNA, 1038 nt
Organism: Chelonia mydas (Green sea turtle)
Lineage: Eukaryota; Metazoa; Chordata; Testudines; Cheloniidae
Product: dynein axonemal heavy chain 2
Exons: 7
Coding region: 451-1038 (195 amino acids)
Source: RefSeq, a predicted model, not a curated record
CUAACAGGCUCUCCGGGAAAGGCUGGGUCCUGGACCAGACUAGCAUCUUUGCCCAAGUGGAUGCCUUUGUUCAGCGCUGCAAAGACCUCCUGGAGGCCAUCAAGCGCACCUUUGACAAGAAAGCCGUGGAUGUCUACAUGCUGUUCAACAGAGAGCUCGCCCUGGUCAACAAAGAGCUGAGCAAGAAGCUGCCAUUCCUGCCGGCACACAUGUGCCAUUAUGCGGGCCUGGCGCACUGGCUGCGGGCUCUGCGCCGGCGCAUCGACAGACCCCUAAAGGAUCAUUGCUAUGCUGUCCCCAGAGGAGAGGGCCUUGUUCAAGGAGCGGAUCCGAUACCUGGACAGGAAGAUCCAGCCCUGCUUGAAGAAGCUGCACUGGUCACUGAAAGGGGACAGUGCUGCCUUCUUCAGUGAGUGCUGACUGCACGCCAGCAAGGUGCAGCAGUACUGGAUGGCCUUCACCAUCAAGAUGAACAGAAUGAUGGAAGAGGCCUUCAGGCUCAGUGUCAAAUGGUCCCUACUGGAACUUUCCAAGGCCAUCAGUGGAGAUGGCAAGACUACGCCUAACCCCCUGUUCAGGGUCAAGGUGAUCCUGCAGGACAACUACCCGGCGCCAUCUGCACAGGUGGAGUUUUCCCCAAGUCUGUCACAGCUCGUGAAUAUGGUCAAUGACAUCAGCAGCCACCUCAUCACCAGCAUCUCUGUCUUCCGCCACCUGCCAGAGAUCCUGACCAAACGCAGAUUCCUCCGCGAUCCCAUCUCGGUUCUCGUGGAGCGUGAUGAAGAUAUCAAGAAAAUCCAGGCACUGAUCAGUGGUGGCAUGCAAGCAAACGCCAUGCACCCCCAGGCAUACCUGAAGACCUGGGAUGUGUACCAUGAGAUCUGGGAGGUCAACAAGGACUCCUUCAUUAACCGCUACCGGCACCUCAACCCACUCUUCCUUCGAUGCGGACACUGCUCGAGGAAACCCAUGCCCUCUGCUGUGCUAACUGAAGAGCAGCCCCCUGGGGAGCACUUUGGAUACAUGGAAGUAAUUUGA